This is a messenger RNA of Brassicogethes aeneus, 963 nucleotides long. Lineage: Eukaryota; Metazoa; Arthropoda; Insecta; Coleoptera; Nitidulidae. The record is from the annotation of a GenBank genome assembly.
AUGGAAAAAAUCGACAGUUUUUGCGGCAACGAUCUGCCGAAACCUGUCAUGUCCAAUGGGCCCAGGCUUAAGUUGCAAUUUCAGAGCCAAUCUGCAUCCAGGCACUCCAGAGGCUUCAAGGCUUCAUACAGCUUUAUAGAAAAUUUUGGUAUAAACACUGGAUUGCAGGAGCCAAAAUACCCAUGUGCCUUCGUUUUUAAAAGUCACCUAUCUAAGAACGGUUAUUUCCACAGCCCCAAUUAUCCAGGAUUUUACCCUAGGAACACGGAAUGUCAUUAUUUUUUUAAUGGAAACCCACAGGAGAAAGUGCACAUUCAUUUUAAUUAUUUCGAUGUUGAAGGUGUUCUACCUUGCGAAGCAAUAUCGGCCAGCGAUUACGUGGAAUUUUCAAACUUUUUGACAAGAGACAAAAAAUAUUCGCGCCACUGCGGCCAAUCGAAAGAGUUCGACAUCGAAUCCGACAGGCAAUUUUUUCGCGUGACCUUCAGAUCCAACGAUAGGCUGGAUGCAAUCGGUUUCAACGCCACCUAUCACUUCAUGAACGAAGUGGAAACCUACACGGGAAAGCCGGAAAAAACGGGCAGUUCCGAUCGAGUCAAAGGUUUAUUCGGUCCAAUUUUAUUAACCUUUGUCACAUUUAUGAUCAAAAUAGCAUAAUCAUGUUAAAAAAAACUUUUUAAAUACAAAAAAAGUAAACCCAAGACUGUACCUACCUAAAUUAAUGACCUUUUAUGUAUACAUAUGUUAAGUUUUAGGUGGAUAUAUUUAUUUAUAAAUGUGCAUUGUUUAUUAUAUCAUUAAUACAUGUUAAUUGUUAGGUUAACAACAUAUCUCAGAUAUGGAUCAGUAACUGAAUUGGUAAUAAUUUUCGAAAAAAAUUGACCAGAGAUUUUCCUGCUUUACUCAAUUUUUUUUUAUCAAAAUCACCUUGAAUCAAUAGGAAUUCCACAACGCCAUUUGUUA